UGACCCGGCUCCUGGCUCCACAUCCGACCGCAAAUCCACCUUGUGUACAAUCACGCCCCUCGCCACUAUGUGAGUGGCCAGCGUUAUUCCAAUCUCUGACAAGCAUCGUCUACAUGGUCGCCGGCUUUGAGCGCUGACGGAGAUAUUUCCGUUUUUGUUUUCAUCUUUCAUCUUUCAUCCACACGUUCAGCAAAGCCCAACAUCCAACGUUGGGGGGGAGAGGGAAGGAGGAGAAAAGUCCAGCGCUGGUCUCCCUCUCUCUGUUGGACUGGUGGUGGGAUUGAGACGCCCGCUCUGAUGUUCGGCCACCAGCCAGUCAUCUGAAACUGAAGGAUUUGCGCGUUUGCAGCCGAGCAACUUCACGGUGGAAACUUUUCCCAAGGAAGGAGGGAUUUUUUGUUGUUGGACCACAUCAUAUAUAUUCCCGCCUAUGGAUCUGGAGACUAGCAGGAUCAUCAUGGUCCCGAUGGUCAGACUGGCCAAGGAGAACGAGCUGCUGUGGAACAAGUUCCACUCCGUGGGCACCGAGAUGAUAGUGACGGGGAGAGGAAGAUGUUUGUUCCCUCCCAUUGUCAUCACCAUACACGGUUUAGAUCCAGAAAAGUCAUACACACUAAUGGUGGAUAUGGAGUCAUGUAGUGAUCAACGCUACUCUUACACAGAGGAGAGGGGCUGGUGCCCAUCUGCUCCAGCUCGACAGCAGCAAUCAAGUGGAGUUUAUGUUCACUCCGAAACCCCAGCCCCUGCAGCUCAGUUGAUCGACAAGCCCAUAACUUUCAAGCUGCUCAAAAUCUGCACCUCAAAUGGAACGGACCACAAAGGAAUGGUUCCCCUGACUCCGAUGCACAAGUACAGACCCCGAAUUCAUUUGAUUCAGAAUGCUGUGCAAAUGAAGUCUAAACUUUGUUCAUGGACAUACUACUUUCCAGAAACAGAAUUUAUAGCUGUGGGUCACUACCAUAGCAAAAAGAUGAAGAUGAUGAAGAUAGAGUACAACCCUUAUGCCAAAGGUGCUCUACCACACAGCAGUAGAAGAAACAAGGUCAUGCCACCGAGUGUUAUAGUUGAGGGCGUUGACUGUGGGAAUAGACGCAGCUCCUCCAUCAUGUUGGCCUGUCUUCAACGAACACAGAACCCACCUUCACAGCGCUUGUCAUGUCCCAAUAAAACGCUGGAGCCUCUGAAAUAUGAGACUGUCAGAUCCACACAUUCUCCACGGUAUCCAAGCCCAGCCGAACUUGAUGCUUAUGCCCAGAAGGUGGCUAACAAUCCACUCACAAUCAAGAUCUUUCCUACAAAUAUCAGGGUUCCUCAGCAUAAGCACCUUAACAGGACUGUGAAUGGCUAUGACACAACGGGACAACGCUACAGUCCAUAUCCUGUACAUUCUGGAGGGUACCAAGGUCUUUUAGCUAUUGUGAAGGUACACAGCAAAAGUGUGGUGAAAAGUACAGAUGGCAAGAGGACGCGAAUGUCCCCAGCACAAGUCGGAAAUAGCAACAUUGGAGCCUACCCAGUGCCAAGCACUUUAGCGCAGAGUCAAUCGUGUACUGGGCAAAUAAGUUACCACAGUAGCCAGAAAUCUUUGGAAGGACCUGUUCCGCCUAAUGUAACUGUUGCCAAAUCUGUUAUUCCAUUAGGAGGACGAGGCCUGUCUCUGCAGCAAUCAAAUCUCCCUUCCAUUCAAAGUAUUAUUUACCAGAUCAACCAGCAAUGCCAGGCUCAGGCAUCACAACAGGUUUCAGCUGCUGUUUGUCAGGGUGCUAUAAUUACCAAUCCAAGCCCAGCCACAGCCAGCCGCAAUACAGUGAAUGGUUUUACCAGCAUGGUUAAUGGAAGUGUGGUAUAUGCUGGAACAGUUUUACCCGAAUGCCGUGGAGGUACAGAGUUGGCAACUGCUUCGAGUUUAGCUUCUGCAGCGGGACCUAAAGCUGGGGCGUAUCCAGAUGGAAUGGAUUAUUUACUAUGGCAACAGAAACAACAGAUCCGUAUGUAUUCGGGCAGUGGAGGUGGGGUAGUUAUAAGUAAAUCACCAGAGGUUUGUGGUGUCCCAAGACCAUACACUUUGGCACCUACUAUUGAAAAAAUUCCUUCAUCUCCUUUGAACUGUGUGGGCAUGCACUGUAAUUUUUCAACGGGGCAGUAUUUAGCAGCCCCAUGGAAUAGUGUAUUGGUGACACCAGACAGUGACUGUUAUAAUCCACAGGACCUCACGAAUGGGCACCGUGAUCUUGUUGUUCAGCCUUCAGAUGGACUCGCCAGUGUCUCCAGUAGAACGCUAUGUAAUACCUCUAUUCUCAGUAGCAGUCUGCAGUCACUGGAGUAUCUGAUUAACGAUAUUCACCCACCCUGCAUUAAAGAGCAAAUGCUGGGUAAAGGAUAUGAGACUGUUUCAGUACCUCGAUUAUUGGACCACCAAAAUGCUCACAUACGACUACCAGUUUACAGAUAGAGAGAUAUAACUGUUGUUCAGAAAGAUAGUACGAUGGUGUUAAAUCUGUUAGAAACACAGAAGUCUUCAGCCUCAAUACUGUAGUUAAAGGCAAAUGAAGUGGCGUGUUUAAAAUGCCCCAGGUAUUACAAGAUUCUGGAAUGUGUUUGGGUUGAUGAAAACAUGGAAUCUGCUGGUAUUGAUAUUGAAAGAUGGCAAUAUCAGAAGAAAAUACACUAAAAUGGGGACUGGGAUUUGGCAUUGGACACCAGAGGGCGUGGAGCUAUUGGAAAGGUGCAGAAAGCUUUGCCAUAUGUGCUGAUGGGUCUGCAUGCAGAAUUUUCUUUAAUUAAAAUCCUGCGCUAAAUUCUGUGAACGUGGUCCCGAGAUCCUCGCCAUUGCCGCUUGUCAUUGUCAUCGUCAUCUUUGCCAUGAUUACAAAAAAAUGAGCUACUGCCUAAAUCAGAGUGGAGAGUCGUUAUUGCACUGUGUUGGAACUAAGAUAAAAGUGGGGACAGCCCAGAUUAUUAUAAAAGAAAAUAUCUUGGAAAACUUGAACCUAAUUUUUGUUUGAUUUUUUUUAAUUUUGUGUUGGCUGCUAAAAAUAAAAUGAUUUUUCCUCUCUACGUUUUAGGGAAAAGUUAAAGUUAAUUCAUGAGGGAAUCGCUAGUUUUAAGGUGUUUCGUAAUGAAAUAUAUGCCCACAAUUGUGCUAAAAUAGCAAAGCAAGCUGUGAGAUGGUGCAAGGGUUGAUGGUAUUGAUAAAUGCACUCAGAAGAAUACUGUAUAUGGUAUUGCUGUUCUUUCUAUAGGACUAGAAAACCCAUUAGGUGUAAAAAUGAGUUGUAAGAGCACAUUCCUACAAAACCUGAUUGUCAUAUACUGACUGUUUUAACUUUCUAAGUGAAAUAAAUGCCUAUUCAGUAAUGCAGAACACUCAAAGAUUGUGUGCUGCUGUGGUGAAUAGCAAAGACUAAUAUCUGACAACAGUUCCAAAAUAAUAGUGCGUCAUGCAAGAAUGAUUGUCAGUCGCCAAGAUAGCUACCAUAUCAAGUCUAAUUAUUUUUCAUUGUAGGCACCAUAAUAUAGCGGCAUUCCACUAAACAGCGUAUCAUCUUUCCUCUUCCAGUUGUUUCCUAUCCAAUAUAAAGUAAAAUGAGCUGUUCCUGGACUUUGCCAGCAUUUCUCAAUUGGCCAAUAAACUCUGCAUGACCAGGGUUUAUGGGAGCUAACAAGGCUAUUGGCAUAAUUUUUUAAAGUACACUUUAUUUCCUUGGAGAUCAACUGGCCACUGCUCAGUUGCUACCUUAGAGAGAGAAAUUGUAAGAUGAUAGUUUGCAUUUGAACUCAGUCAUUUAGCUUUCAUGAUCAAAUGUCCAUUAAUGAAAGUUAUUUCCAGUCUGAUGAUUUUCAGUUUCAGAAAUUAGCUGCGUUUGUCACAAAUUUCUGUUUAUCCAAUACAAGUUUGAUUAAAUUAGUCAAAUUCACUUCCGCCAGUGGUUAAAAUACUGCAAUAAGCUGUAUCCUAAUCAAAGCAGAUGUAAUUUAAUGCCACAAAUACAUACAUUUUCUUUAAACCAUGCCAUUAUCUUUUGUAGAAAUGUAUUGGCGCAGACUUUUUUUACUGCAUUGUUUAAUGCCCGUUUAAUACUUUGGAUUGCUAAUGGUUCCGUUUCAAUCAAUUAUUGACAUUGCAAGUUUGAAAUUCCUCUAAUUUACGCUGCCACUUCCUCCUCACUCCGCCUCUUGCCACCAUAUUUCAUGAAGAACCUACUUCUUUUUUCUGUCAACAUUUCAUACUGUUAUGCUAUAUCAUAUAAUCCAGAAAAUAAGGGCAGGUAGUUCUGCAUUGACAUGUGUUUCCACAUCACAAAUUAGAUAUAAAACGAUCGAUGAAUGAGGGAUCAUUAUUUGUGUUAUACGAACCUAAUUGGCUGUAACGCAACUUCGAUUGGGAAUUAGAGACCCACUUAAAAGUUGCUAUGGAAAUUGACCCGCAGGAGAAAAAAAGACUUGGAGAAAAAUGGUUCCGUGUAGUUUCCCCGCAGUAAUGUGACACCAUUGUCUCUUAAGAACACAGCUGCCACUUUCACCGCAAGAGGCCAUUGAAAUUGAUGACCAAUCGCUUCUAUUGACACUUGUGCAAUGUUACUCCAUUGAACAAUGUAACAUAUAACCAUCAUUUUACAAAAACAAACUUUUAAGAAGAGCUUUUUGUUUUAAAUCCUGCGGGGAAAAAUAAUUUUGUUCUUGCAAAUCUGAAACGCUCCAUUCCUUUCUUCCAUUGACACAAUUGCUUUUACAACAUGAUUUUCCGUUACACAAGAUUUCUUAGGAAUGCAAUUAAAAUGUUAUUGCAGAACCACGUGUAAUAAUCUAUCCUCAAAUUUGUUGCUGCCUCAUAAUUAACCAGAUGGGAAGAAUGAAUUAUAGAUUGAGAUAGUUGUAACUGUCCUUUGCAAUCUCUCUGCCAGGCACCUCUCCUCAAUUUUAUAACCUCAAACUCUUGUGGAUAAUGCAGAUUGUUUGAUUCAGUUGGGUUUUCUUGAAAGGAAAGGAAAACUGCUAAGAGACAUAAAACUAUUUGAAACAACUUAAGAAUUCUGACAUACCUGUCUGCAGCAAGAAUACUAUUCUUUUUCUUUAUAUUUUCUACAGAUGUACCUCUACAUAUUUCUAGUAUUUUUGAUUAGCAUAACACCAACUAAAAUAUUCAUCUUGGUUCAUAAUUUACUUCAUACCAAUGAUUUGUUCUUAAUUUAUACCAAUGGAGAUGGGUCUUCUAGGAUAUAGUAUAAUGUGAUUAAUUUAUUUGGAUUCUUUCUGUUGUAUAAUUUUGUGCGUUGUCAAAGCAACAGGACUGCGGUGAUCUUCUAUCCAUUAAUCUUGACUACUUUUUCUUUUGAAGUUGUUUUGGUUAAAAAAUGUUACAGUAAACUUCAAAAAAACCUUCAAAUACUCCCAGGCGAGUGCUAGUAUUAACAUCUUCCUGCAAACCACGAAAAUCCAUCCAAAUUUAAGAGUACUACGUUGUUGAACUCGCAAUCUUAAAAAAAAAUCAGGUCUUCAACUGGGCUCUGCUUAUAUGAAUUACAUGAAACUAUUGAACAAUUCAUAAGUAGCACAUGCAGGCAAUAUUGCCAAUGUGUUCAGAGUUUUGCAGAUUGUGCUUUCAAAGCCAACUGCCAAAAGUUUUUUAUAUAUAUAAUGUUUAUUUUUAUCUUAUGACUGCUUUAAAUAUUUCUAUUCCCUACUUUAAUUUUAUCUACUUUGCGCACAAUUGUUUACUUAACCUUCAAAGGGGGAAGGGAAGAAAAUUAAAAACAACAAAAUAUAUUUAUCUCAAAUUGCACAAUGGGAGUAAUUGUAUAGAAAGAAUGUGAUACGAGAGACACUUAUGUUUAUUUAGCUCGAGAAAAACAACUGAGGGAAUUGUGAGGUGCAUAGGAAUUUUUUGGCAUUGAAUAAUUUCUUUUUUUUGUGUGAGCAGUAAUAAUAUUCAGAUAUAUUAGACACUUAUACCAGUCAAGUAUAGUAGUUGGGAUGGAGAUAGUGAUCCUUUGGUCCCAGGGAGUGGAAAUCAAGAUCAAUUAUAACAUAUGUGUUGUUGUAAACUUUUUUGUCAUAUUCCAUAGGUUCUAGAUUGGAUGUCUGGGUUCAUUUCUCAUUGUAAAGAGGCUAGAUCAAAUGAUCAAUUAUACACUGCCCUUUCACCUCUGGUUGUGGGUUUGAUUUCAACUAAAUUAUGAGGUCAAAGGCCUCUCACUCAAUUGGCUACAAGGGCCCGAUACGAAAUCCAUUUGCGAUAGCAUCUAAUUUCAUCUGGGCGUUAGCUCACGAUUCAGAACAUUCUGCAAUUAUUUUGGUGAUGGAGGAAAACAAAAGUAUGAAGUGCUCGACUAAGCCACAGAUUUGGACAAUAAAUGAAGCUUCAUUCUGCAUCUACUUGGGAGUCGAUAAUGCUGAUGAUAAAUAUGAAUGUCCAAGAUCUUUCCUUUUUAAUAAUCACAUUCUUCAUCUCAAUAAAAAAAUAUAUAUGCAAGUUGAGUGCUAAAAAUAUUUUUGCAUCUUCCAAACUUCUGUUAUUGGACUUAAUUUCAAAGUUAAUGUGUGCACAAUUUGCAAGAUAAAUCUUUAAUCUAGUUUAAAAAAAAUGAUACAGGUUGCAAGCAAACAUUUUCCUCCAUGGCUGACCUGACCAAAAGCUUCAAAGUAUACGUGAACUAUUUCAUAUUGGUCUUAUUUAUGUACAGGUCACGUUCCACUUUCCAACUUUCUAAUUUUCUGAGAUCAACCACAAUAAAAUAUACAGGUAUUUCCGUACAAGAAAUGAGACCUGGCUAGAAUUAGAAACUCUGGAUUCUUGAUUAUUAUUGAGUUAAGAUCCUUUGAGCAAAUGUGAUUUUCUUUUCCCCAGAAUGAGUACAGGAUAAAUAGACAAACCCUCUCUCUAUUCCUUUCCAUAUAGAUGGUAAUGUGAAAUGUAAGCACAAUAUCUAAAUAAGUAUUUUGCAGCAAAGUGUGAAGCAUUAUAAUCUUACUUACAAAAGGAUUUGGACUUGCUCUGUUUUUAAAUACCCUCAUUUGUCCCCACCUUGUUACAUUUUUGUUCCUGCUAAACCAAUUGGAUCCUCUCGCAGAAUAUUAUUGGAGAAAAACUGUCACCUCCAUUUAUGAAAUGAUAUCUCCAGAUUUGGGUUAUUCUUUUAAACAUUCCACAAGCAAAAUACCUGGAAUUGAGAUCUGGACCAUCCAUGAUUUCUUGAAAGUUUUGUUAAGUCUCAGCAGGCUAAUGGACAGGUUGGGGAGAAGAACUAAACCUCUGAAAGCUACUACAUGACAUUUAUAAACCGUGCAAUCUUGCCCUGUUUCCAUGUGGUUAGGCCACUCUAUAAUGCAAAAAAUAGCUCAGUGAUAGUGUAACAGAUUUUAUGCUGCCAAUAUCACCAUAAUGAUGGAUGGUAGACUGUUCCAACCAUAUUGAUUACCAUUGACGUAAAUGGAGAAUCUAUUUAAAAGCAACCACUACCUCUAGUGGAUGUAUUGUGGCACUGUCGAUUGCAUUUAAAAACAUAUCUUUAAGAUGUUUUUUAAAUUACUCUAUGUGAGACCCCUUCCUGAUGUCCUUUGAUAUAUAUGUGCCUACUAGCAUCUCCGUUAUUAAUAGCAUAUACCUCUUAGUUGUGGCACUGGAGUUGAGCAUCAUAAAUAAACAAAAUCUGAUCUGUAAUGCUAAUGAAGUGUAAAACUUUCCGUACAUUGAACUUUACACCAGACAUAAAAAACACGAUCCAUUUUCUAUAGAAUAGUCAACAACUAAUUUCUCCCUUGAAAUAGUUUUGGGGAAGUGUCCUAAAUAAUCUGAAAUGCAUGUAUCGGGAAAAAAUCCUUAUCCUAGUAAAGCCCUAGUUACCAAUUGCCUCGUAAUCAUCACAUUGAACAGAGCAAACUGAAAUUAUCAAAAAAAUAAAGUCAAAUAAAAUUGUUACUGCUGCUAAAGUGAGACAUAGCAAAGUGGCCUCUGAAUAGAUUUUGUGCAGAGAAAGACCAUGUUCAGCUUCAUCUGAUAAUCGUUGCAUAGUUCACUGAUACAAGUAGAAUCCUGGAGUUAUUACAGGUGACCCUAAUAACUUUGGAUCAAACAUAUUCUUGGCCAAACAAUAAUCCCCAUGCAUUAGGGUAAUGGUAUUAAAUUCAAAAUAGGAUUUUGCUGAGAGCACUUAGUCUUUCUGCUUUUCUCCCUCAGCUGUUAAGUCACAGUAACAUAUGGCAAGUCAUUAGAAAGCUUCGGCAAUUGAAAAGCCUGCCUUCUAAAUACAAAUAUUUUUUCCUUGCUUGCUAAGAAGAGGCAGGUGAAUGAAAUGUAAAGACUUGAAUUUAUGUUAGGCGAACUGACGGCCUUUCUGACAAAGAUUUUGUAGAUUGGAGAAGUAAUAAGAAAAGGAAUAAAUAAGGAAAUAAGGAAGUACCCAUGUUUACUCUUUUGUUAUGAAGUUACUAUUCAAGUCACUGGCUGGAUUUGCUUCAGGACAAGCUCUGUUCAUAGAAUUUCAUCAACAUUUUCAAUGGCAUUGUGGACAGAAUUUGUCCUUUGUAAUUAACAAGGGUGAGUGAGGAAGGGUGGCUUUCACAAUCAAUGUAGGAGACUCGUGCAGACAAAAGAAGCAUCCUCGGGCACUUCAGGGUAAAUUUGUUUUUAUCACUUGAGAGCAAUGCCCAUCUGUAACAAAUGUUUCAAUUUUUUCUCUUCCAUUAGAUAUUAGAUUAGAAUAAUAGUGCAAAUGCACACAUUUUUGUUCGUGGAAAAUUUCAAACAUAAGUAGAAAGAUUUAAGAAGAGAAUAUUCUUGGGUGCUUAUCGCAGAUCAAGCAUGUUUGGUAACAAUUGCAAUUUACUUUUUUAAUUGUUGUUAAGGAAGAUGCUUUUACACAACAGGAUAACCGAUGAGGAAAGGACACAGUAUGAGUCACCCACAUUUUAUUGCAUCUUUUAACAUAGGGUGGACAGGGUUGCAUAGUGAAAUUCAAAACUUGAAAUUGAAUUUAGUAGAUUACUUUUUGAAUCCCAUUAGCAGUAGACCAAAACAGAGCUAUUGAAAUAGAGGCUAUUCCCCGCGUUUUAUUUUCAGGCUAAAUCCAACUUUUCAGUUGUUUGUAUUAGCGCUAUAAAAUUAUUUUGCUUCUCUCUCAUUCCCAAGAUCUGAAAUUCAUUCCUUUUAUGUUAUCAGUUCCAAUUUAAUACAAAAUUCAUUGCCGUCUGAAUGAAAUGUGAUUAAACUUAUUUUCACUGCAAGUCAAAUUAAACCCAGAUAAACAAACCAACUACUGUGAAUUGACUGAGUGGGCAGUGUGAAAGUGAGCAGCUUUUCUUUGUUUUUUAGUUAAAUUGGAAAUUUAUGGUGUGUUAAGCGUAAUACAUUUGGUUGAAAUACAUGUGAAUAGCACUUAAUGGAAAAUAGGUGCAGGAGUAGGCCAUUCAGCCCUUCGAGCCAGGACCACCAUUCAAUAUGAUCAUGGCUGAUCAUCCAAAAUCAUUACCCCAUUCCAGCUUUUCCCCCAUAUCCAUUGAUUCCCAUAGCCCUAAGAGCUAAAUCUAACUCUCUCUUGAAAACAAUGCCUACUCCCUCAUUCUUGGUUACUUGGUCCUCCAAAAUAUUCCAAAUGGAAUUUUAGCUGGAGGUGUAAUCACAGUAAUCAAUUUUAAAUCAUUCUCAAAAUGUUAUCUAGUUCAGAAAAAAAUUAAAUCGCACAGGUCAUUUCUCAAAACGUUUGAGUGUGGACAAAAAAGUAUGAAGUUUUACCUUCACGGGUACCUCCAUUUCUGCUGAAAUCACCUUUUUCUUUAGAACGUUAUAACCAAAUUGUUAUUUGAUAGUUUGAAAAAUAAUUGCACCAAGUACAAUUACACAAUGAUUUUCUUCUGAUUUAAUGUUCCUCAACUGCUUUAAUAAAAACAGAUGAUCAAGCUGUUUGUAUAAACUGAUGCCAACAGUUUGCUGUGUUAUGAAAAUACAUUUUGCAGGUUGCAUCUAUUUGACCUGAGCAUCAGCCACUGUUCCAAAAAGCCACUUUGCUUUAGAAGAAGUGCUUAUGAAUUGAUUGUCAGCGGUAUUUUUAUUUUUAAUAAGUCCAUCUUUUGGCAAGAUGAUUAGCUCAAGGCUACUUUAAUAUAAACUGCUAUAUCUCCAUAGUUAAUAGAUGGAAAGUUCUGCUAAAACCUAAUGAAAUCAAAUUACUUUCUUUUGUCCAGCAAAUUACUUCUAUGUAGCAUCUAAUAUUGUUUAGAAAGUCCCAAGCUACCUUGCGUAAUUCUUCUCUGACAAAAUGUGGCACAAUGCCACUUAGGGAGGCAUGGGACGGGUGACCAAAAGCAUGAUCAAAGUUAAGCUGUAUCUUAAGAGAAGCAAAGUGGUUUAAGUAAGUAAGUAAGUUUAUUGGCCAAGUAUUCACAUACAAGGAAUUUGCCUUGGUGCUCCGCCCACAAGUAACAACAUGACAUAAAGUGAAAGUUACAAAUGACUCGGAAAACACUAAACAUUAAUAAUAAUAAAACAUUAAUGAUGAAACACCAUUGAUAUAGCAUGUGAACCAACAAAAUACCAGAUCAAAGGGAGGCUACAGAUUUUUUGCUAUUGAGUAGAGCAACUACUCGUGGAUAAAAACUGUUUUUAUGUCUGGCUGUGGCAACUUUGACAGUCCGGAGUCGCCUUCCAGAGGGAAGUGAUUCAAAAAGUUGUUAAGAAGAGAAUUCCAGAUCCUAAAACUUAAACAUUGAUGGUUGAGUCGUGCUAAUUGAGUAAAGAAACACUAGAAUAUGAUUUCCAACUAAGACUGCAUUUAGAAUGAUUUGUGAAGUUAUUAAGUUCUGCUUUUUGGGGCUAAUUUGCUGGAACAAGUGCCAGAAAAAUGUCUUUAAAGCUGAUGGCAACAGGAACUUUGUGACUCUCAAGUUAUGAUAUUUCAAAAUAUUACUGGAUAUAAUAACCAGAUGCAAAAUGUAUUGGUUCAAGUCCAUGUGAUAGAUGCAGAAUUAGGCCAUUCAACCAUCCAGUCUACGCCAUUUAAUCAUGGCUAUUCUAUAUCUCCUUUCUUCCAUUCUCCUGCCUUCUCCCCAUAAUCCCAGACGCCCUGAAGUUUAUUAUUGUGAAGUGGACUGAGGUGGAGUGAAAAACAUUUGCAUGCUAGGUCCAGGUAAAUUAUCCAUUGGUUUGACGGUCCCGAACUACAGUGAAAAGCUAUUUUGCGUGCUAUCCAGGCAGAUCAUGCAUAAUAGCCGAUGUAAGUAGUUCCACAGAAGCCAGCAUGCAAAGAGUCACCGUGCUCCAGUGCCAUUUAAAAGGGCUUACAUUCUCUCUAACACAAGAAUUUUCAAUGAUCUGGCAUAGUCAAUACCAUCUAUAAGACGUUUUUGUCAAAUCAGAACCUGCCAUUUUGUAUCAGGUGGGUUAUACUAGGUGUGGAAGAAGCUAUUUCAGUGGCAUCCCCUUGAAAAUCUAAUCAUUGUAGUUACUAAUGUAAUUUCUAAUAGGUGGAAAUUAUGUACAUAUCUAAUAAUGUAAUAUGUUAUAUUUAUAUACGAUAUACAUAUAAUGUAUUACUUCUUUCAAAAAUUGUCAGAUUAUCUCCCAGAGUGAAUAUUCUUGGACAACAAUGACACAGUACUUGCUGUCAAGUUAUUGCUGUUGCAACCUAUCACUAUUACAUGAAGGAACACCCAUAAGCAAAAUAGAUGGCAUAUCACAUUUACAAUAAAUAUUUUCUGUCCUUAAGAUGUUAUACGAUAAUAAUUUCCUGCCUUCUAGUCCUCUCCAGACAUCCAUUAUCUAAUGUAGUGGAACGUGCUUCUACAGCUAUGUCUUAAUACGUUUUUGGAAGAAAUGGCAAUUGUAUUAAUUUUUUAAGUACUGUGCAAUAAGAUUUUUAAUUGCAAAAAUAUGAGACAUUUAUUUGAUAUAACCUAGCAAAACAAACAAUGCAUUGUUAAUGACAUUUAUUUCAGUGUCACAAAAAUAGGCAUCAGGGAAGGGGGCAAAACCUUCAUAUCUGUGAAUGGUUACCUCACAUUGUGACAUUUAUGGGUUCAAAUCCCAUUUAUUACUUUAUUUAUUUUCAUCUUGGUCCAAAGAAGCCUCCAACAUAACCCCUUCAAUACUUUUUCUAAAACGUACAUUUUCAUUCUGUGGCCGCUUAUUUUCCAUUCCAGCUUUUAAUUUUGUUCUCUGAAUAUUCUAGUCAUUUUAAAUUGAAAUAGUUAUGGUCAUGACAAAUCUGGACCCAGCCAUCUAAUCAAUUGGGACAAAAUAGGAGUUUUAAAAACAGACUUCAAGUGAAUUUGCAAUCCACAAAUUAGAGAAAACAUUUAAAAUUUUCUGAUCCAUGAAGCUAAAUAAACUUGUAUGCAACGCUAAGUAAUAGAAACAUCAUUGUAUCUUGGAGAGUUAUCGAGUGGUACUGCCCAACUGUGGGGAUGAAUAGAGAAACACAUUCCGUCUAUCCCGAGUUUUAUAUGUGAAACAAAUGGGGAGAGAAAGAAGUUCGCAAUUACCAUCUAGGUGCACCUUGCUUUUAAAAGCCUGCAGUAUUUCCAUAUUUGUGUUUUAAAUAUUUUGUAAAUGUUUCCUCAGGAAAAUAAGGUGUAAUAUUGUGUAUGUAUGAAUGAAGAAAGCUGGUUUAUUUGAAGAAAUGUAACUAAAUGCUGUAACUUCUCUGGCCUUGGAACUAACUACUCUGAAUGUGCCUAUGAUUCCCUCAUCCUACACAUAUGCUUUCUCACCCUUAGAUUAAACAGGGCACAACCCUGUGUUGCUAUUCAGACAACCCUGAUGAAUUUUGUGUUUAUUUUUUGUCGAUCUCAGGACUGAAACUUCUUUAUUUUAUGUAGAUGUUUUAUUUAUUCUGUUUCUUUAUUUUAUUAUUGGUUGACAUGAAAUGAAUAAAGCAAAUAACAUGAAAUAAUGACUCUUGACUCUCUUCUGCAACGUGUACGAGAAUUAACUUCAUUAUGUUUAAGUCAAGUAUUUGUGGGGUUGUUGCA
Messenger RNA from Leucoraja erinaceus (little skate), 12963 nucleotides. It is a transcript of the gene fam222aa, whose product is annotated as family with sequence similarity 222 member Aa. Gene Ontology annotation, cellular component: nucleus. Gene Ontology annotation, molecular function: DNA-binding transcription factor activity. Bases 431 to 2452 code for a protein of 673 amino acids. Gene Ontology annotation, biological process: positive regulation of DNA-templated transcription. The record is from RefSeq and is a predicted model, not a curated record. The transcript is spliced from 7 exons. Lineage: Eukaryota; Metazoa; Chordata; Chondrichthyes; Rajiformes; Rajidae.